GAAGUUUGGAAUGUCAAAACAUUGCAAAAUAAACAACAAAGUUGAAAAGUGUUGAUCAAAAAACGAUUCGCAAGGGACUAUGGCCACGAAAGAGCACCUAAUUCUAUCCGCUGAGAUAAAACGAGUGCACAAGGAUCUGCGAAAACGAACCAAAAAGUAUGGAUCAACGAACGCAUGGAAGGAACACAUAAACAACAAAGAUCAGCUGGAUUCCUACUCAAAGGCAAUGAGAGAAUUAGCCACGAAAUUUUGGGAUUCGAAUUUAAAAGUGAAUGAAAUGACUCGCGAAAAUCGUAUUGAAUGGUCGGUGCAAUUCUGUUUGAACUACUUCCAUGACAAUAAAAUCCGAAAUCAUAAUCGAGACCGCGAGAAGCGAAUUUUCGAGCUAUUGCCAGAACCGGUACAUGUUGAACUACCUUCGAUAUCUGAUGACGACUGUGAGAAUCAAAAAAUUCGUCUGUUGGACGUCGGCAGUUGUUACAAUCCAUUCAAACAGUACGACAGCUUUACUGUUACAGCCAUCGAUAUAUCACCUGCUUGUCCCGAUGUUCACCGUUGCGACUUUCUCAAUGUGCCUGUCGUUCAACCGGAAUCCCUCCAAUCAAACUCCAUCAAUGCCUUUACGCUUAUACCAUGCUCCUACGAUGUGGUUGUUUUCAGCUUACUUUUGGAAUACCUGCCGACAUCAGAGCAGCGCUUGAUUUGUUGCAAGAAAGCUUAUGACAUUCUCGAUGCCGAAGGAAUACUGAUCGUAAUCACUCCCGAUUCGAAGCAUGUGGGCGCAAAUGCGAAAUUCAUGAAAAAUUGGCGAUAUACGUUGGCCUUAAUGGGAUUCAGUCGAAUAAAGUAUGAAAAACUCGUUCAUAUAACGUGCAUGGUGUUUCGUAAGGCUAUAUUCAAAGACGUGACCGUUCGCUGGGCUGAUAUUCAUAAAGAAGAUUACAUGUCAAAUGACCUGUUCAUACCUCAGGAUUUCAAUGAUUUCGAGGCGAUGUCUAGUGAUAGUGACAGUUGAAAUAAACUUAUUUGCUUUCUCAAAA
This is a messenger RNA of Bradysia coprophila, 1040 nucleotides long. RefSeq names its product S-adenosylmethionine sensor upstream of TORC1 (gene Samtor). The record is from RefSeq and is a predicted model, not a curated record. NCBI's taxonomy places the organism in Eukaryota, Metazoa, Arthropoda, Insecta, Diptera, Sciaridae. Gene Ontology annotation, biological process: negative regulation of TORC1 signaling.